GUCAACGACGUGCGAACGUUCGAGCACGUUCGAUAGAUCGUGCCCGCGAAUGAGAGUGUGUAAAUUGAUUAGCGUUAAUCUAUAAUUCACACAUUGGUGAGAAGUGAAGAAAGAAGAGGGCGGGUUUAGCAAAUUGAUUGUGUCCCGUGUUGUGUUGGGCUGUGUAAAAAAAAUUGUAAAAAAUUACUUUUGUGCGACGUUGACACAGUGAAUUUUAUAUUGACGCGAGGUUAUAAGUGUCUAUAUUUAGACGAAUACGAAUAUACGAGAACAUUUUUAACCUUCUUUCGCUGGAACUGAUUUUUUGCCCACUCAAUUUUUCUUCUCCUUCUUUUAUUCGAACGGAGAAUCAGACACGCAGGUUACAGAUACAACGACGAUUGAUGCUCGCCGUUUGUUGGCAAUUUGUUCACAAUUCAAAUAACGUGUCAAUAUGGUAUUUGAAUUGAAGAUCAGCGCAUUCUUCGCAAGGUAUUUGACACAAGGCGUUGAUUUUUUUAUCCCACUUCAAACUCGACUCUUCGUUAACAGCGCCAUCAGCUGCGGUAGCAGAGAAUCCCGCAUAAUCACAGUCGCCAACCCGUGAAUAACAAAUAUAUUUCGCUCCUAUCAGCAUGACAGCGUGAAGCAAGACGUUAGAAACGCCGCAAUCUGGUCAGAGAAGAUAUUCAGCCUUUCACCUGAACCAUUCCAAAUUCACCAUUCAUUUCCCGGGGAUGAUCGACAAGAACAAACCAAUCCGAGUAUUUACGGACCACUUAGGCUUAAUGUGAAUGAAAAUACCACCUGAUAUCGCGCGAAGAUGGCCAUCGGCAAUGUGAUUUGCGGAGCAAACACUCCAAAAGUGAAACGAAAGAAGGUCAAGACAACAGCGCGGAGUUGGAUAGAAGCUACUUUUCAAAAGAGAGAAUGUGCAAAAUUUAUUCCUAGUCCUCGAGACGAGCACAGGUUGAAAGAAGUAGAGGGAGAUAAGGGUGCUGAGUACGACGUAAUCACAACAGCCAGAUGCUGCUGCGGGCAUUCCUUCACGUUUCAUUGUGGAACUGGCGCCGAUGUUCAAAGUCAUUCCACCGCUGGCGUCAGCGCUGCUACCGGAGACAACAAAAUUGAUGCUGAGCGAGAGGUUUGGACUCCAGGUAAAAAUACUCGAGUUAGUCCGACCGAUGCAUAUGGCACAAUAGAGUUUCAGGGUGGACCCCAUCCAGCCAAAGCGCAGUAUGUCAGGCUCGCGUACGAUACUCGACCAGAGCCUAUUGUUCAGCUACUGAGGCACGAAUGGAACCUCGACUUACCAAAGUUAUUGAUCACCGUUCAUGGUGGGAGGUCGAAUUUCGAGCUACAACCAAGCUUGAAGAAAGUUCUCAGAAAAGGCCUUUUGAAGGCAGCAAAGACAACGGGUGCUUGGAUCUUUACGGGAGGGACAAAUACCGGUGUAACACGACAGGUUGGCGAUGCUCUGCUUUUGGAGCGUUCUCAGAGACAAGGGAGGGUUGUCAGUAUCGGCAUUGCGCCUUGGGGGAUACUUGAGAAUGGACAUGAACUGGUCGGUCGCGGACGUGACGUUCCUUAUCACGCUAUUGCGUCUCCAAGGUCUAAAUACGCUGUACUGAAUAGCAGGCAUGCGUAUUUUCUUUUGGUUGAUAAUGGAACUGGAGGGAGGUACGGAGCUGAAAUAAUGCUGCGAAGGAAGCUCGAAAAAUACAUAUCAAAUCAGAAACUUCAGCCAUACACGCAUAGUAGCAUUCCCGUUGUGGCACUUGUAAUCGAAGGAGGAACAAACACUAUCCGAGCAGUUCUUGAAUACGUUACAGAUGAACCGCCAGUCCCCGUUGUUGUUUGCGAUGGCUCUGGUCGGGCAGCCGACCUUAUUGCUUUCAUGCACAAGUACGCGACAGAGAGUGAAACAGAGGGCGACGGCUUACCAGAGGGGAUGCGCCUACAUUUGUUAGGCACUAUUCGGCACACCUUUGAAGUUUCUACGGAACAGGCGGAACAACUCUACUUGGAGCUACUUCAGUGCACACGUAACAAAAACCUUAUUACAGUAUUCAGAAUUACGCACGAUCGGCCUCAAGAACUCGACCAAACAAUCCUCACAGCCUUAUUCAAAUCGCAGCAGCUGUCCCCGGCUGAACAACUGUCACUAGCUCUAACUUGGAACAGAGUCGAUAUAGCUCGUAGCGAAAUAUUUGUAUAUGGACAAGAAUGGCCGCCCGGAGCACUUGAACAAUCCAUGAUGCAGGCUCUACAGCAUGACCGAAUUGAUUUUGUUAAACUUUUGCUUGAGAAUGGUGUUUCAAUGCGUAAAUUCCUCUCCAUACCUCGUCUCGAAGAUCUCUACAACACCAAAGAAGGGCCGUCCAACACUCUUGGCUACAUUUUGAGGGACGUAAGACCUCACAUACCGCGUGGAUAUAUUUAUACUCUGCACGAUAUCGGUCUUGUGAUUAAUAAGCUGAUGGGUGGAGCUUAUCGGGCUCAAUACACUCGGCGAAAGUUUAGAGCGGUUUAUUCUCGAGUUAUGAAGAAGUCUGGCGGACACGCGCAUCACGCUCAUGCUCAUCGUACAAAUAGCGCAGCGAGUUUUGCUGGCCGAUGCUAUUCAGUUAGCGGUGCAGCUGGAAAAACUGAUAGCUUGACGAUGACUCUGCUGGCCGAGACUCUGCCUGGCGACAGAGACACACCGCUCUUCGAUUUCCCGUUCAACGAACUGCUGAUAUGGGCUGUUCUAACAAAACGUCAGCAAAUGGCGCUUCUCAUGUGGCAACACGGGGAGGAAGCAUUGGCUAAAGCGCUGGUAGCUCUAAAACUUUAUAAAGCAAUGGCGCACGAAGCUGCCGAAGACGAUCUUGAGACAGAGGUUUACGACGAACUGCGUAGUUACGGCAAGGAAUUUGAAACUAUCGCAUUAGAGCUUCUGGAUUUUUGUUAUCGACAAGACGACGAUCAAACUCAACAGUUGCUAACGUCAGAGCUUCAGAAUUGGUCAGGUCAGACGUGUUUGUCACUCGCUGUAACUGCGAACCAUCGUCCUCUUCUAGCGCAUCCUUGCAGUCAAAUUAUUCUCGCUGACCUCUGGAUGGGUGGGCUACGAACACGUAAAAAUACGAAUCUCAAGGUAGUACUUGGCCUGCUGUGUCCGCCAUACAUAACACGGCUGGAAUUCAAAAGUCGAGAAGAGCUACAGCUUAUGCCACAGACACAGGAGGAACAUCUAAUUGCCCUUGAAGACGAAGAUGAGGAUAGUGAUUACGAGCAAGGAGUCACUCCGACAUUAGCGCAGGCUCCGGUACACCCAGAAGUCGAGAAACGACCACGUAGCAGCUUGAGUAUUCGCAGCAAAUCCUCUUGCAGUCAGCAAGGCAUCAAGGCAUUAAUCUCCACUGAAAAUGGCACGAUAGCUGCAAAAGACACAAUUGUUCGAGAGAAUGGUAAAGUUAUAACAGAUCACGAUGAUUGCAGUAGCAGAUUUGUCCACGCCUUGCCCGAAUACUAUGAUAUAAAAACGAACCGACCCUUACGCCUGAAGAAGAAGCUUUACGAGUUUUACACAGCUCCUAUUACCAAAUUUUGGGCAAGUUCGAUUGCGUACAUAGUAUUCUUGGUGCUAUUCUCAUACUGCAUUCUUGUGAAAAUGGGUCACAUACCCACCUGGGCUGAAUUAUACUCCAUUGCCUACAUUUGCACACUCGGCUGUGAAAAAGUACGAGAGAUAGUGUCCUCCGAGCCAGCGACUUUAUCCCAUAAGUUCAGUGUCUGGGCAUGGAACAUGUGGAACCCGUGCGACGCUGCGGCCAUUCUAUUUUUUCAAAUUGGUCUCGUUCUACGGCUGAGAAUGCCUACUAUGGAAGUAGGGCGUGUUAUAUAUUGUGUGGACUGUAUAUAUUGGUACCUGCGAAUUCUCAAUAUUCUCGGAGUCAACAAGUAUUUAGGUCCUUUGGUUACGAUGAUGGGAAAGAUGGUGAAGAACAUGAUAUACUUUGUUGUACUGUUGCUAGUUGUAUUGAUGAGUUUCGGCGUAGCCAGACAAGCUAUUCUCAAUCCUAAUACCGAACCCAAGUGGCGAAUUUUGCGAGACAUAUUUAUGGAGCCGUACUUUAUGCUUUACGGUGAAGUGUACGCGGACAGCAUAGAUCCAGACUGCGGAAAUGCCCCGGGACAAGAUCCGUGCCUCCUGGGAAGGUGGAUAACACCCGCUGCCAUGUCCGUCUACCUUCUCGUGGCUAAUAUUCUCUUGAUCAAUCUCCUGAUAGCGGUAUUCAACAACAUAUUCAACGAAGUAAACGCUGUUGCUCACCAAGUAUGGAUGUUCCAACGUUUCACCGUCGUCAUGGAGUACGAACAGAAACCGGUUCUCCCUCCACCACUGAUUAUAGUUUCGCACAUCUAUUUGCUUAUUAAAUAUAUCAUUAGAUACGUCAGGCAAGGCGAGAUGCUGUCCACAGAGGCACACGACAAUGGGCUAAAACUCUUCCUCGAGGAGGAUGACAUGGAGCGAUUAUACGACUUUGAGGAGGAUUGUGUCGAGGGAUAUUUCAGGGAGCAAGAGCUCAAACUACAGAUGUCCACAGACGAGCGGGUGAAAGUAACAACCGAACGCGUCGAGCACAUGCAUCAGAAAAUUGAGGACAUCGACAAAAAGGAGAACAGUCGGAACGUUUCCUUGCAGGCUGUAGAAUUUAAGAUGCGGAAACUGGAGGAGCUGAACGAACAGACCUUGGCUCAUUUAGGAGUAAUACAUCGUUUCAUGGCGACUCAUACAUCGAAUUUAGAUCUACCGCGGUUCGAUCCGACCUCAGAACCGCGACCUAGACGAGCCUCUGAGAGAUCGGAGGCCGCUUCCGAGUCAGACUUGAUCACUCAAUCGCCUCUGCUUCACACCCGACGCCGCAAGCUUUUGAAAUCGUUAACGGACGCCACCUUCUUCCCAACGACAACAACGCCAUUGGAGGACGAAGUGCCUCUGCGAGCGACGGUUCUCAGCUCGUUGGACAAUCUGAGUAAGAACGAUUCGUCGAACAGCAGUGACGAACCAGCGUCUCAGGAGGUGUUCAAGACCUCGGAAAGUAGGGAGAGCAACGCGAGCGAGGAGGAUGCAAAACCGGAGAAAGAAAUCAACGAUCAUUACAAAAGGUCAGGCAGUGUUGACGUCACGUCUACUUCGGCGUUCGAAGCGAGACGCGAUUCCUCGGGUCAUCCUCCGUCUGUGAGGCAAUCGAGCCGCACGCUCUCUGAGCCAGAUAAUUUACUUGCACCUCCUGCAAGCGGUGCACAAAGAGGAGUGACAUGGGCCGAGCCGAAGGUUGCUGUGAUACCGAGCUCUGCGGGGAGUAACAACGCCUCGUCUAAUCCGAGGUCAGUUCUUCUCGCCAUGCGGUCCGAGUACACCAGCAUCACCGACGAGCUCGAAAGUUACUGCGGCCUGUUAAGUCCCCCCAGAACUCCGCCCGUCUCGCCUCCGCCUCGUCGAGGGCGAUACGCGUCGGAGAUGUCAAACCCCGAGAUGGCUCUGCACAUUGAGAAAGAGCAUCUACGCGACGCCGAGGAGUGUGACUACCAGCUUAUGGAGGGACUUAUACAUCGACGAUACAUGCACGACACUGACAUACCGGAGGAUGUAGAAUCCGAUGACAAUGAGGACAGCGCUUUUUUCCUGACUGUACACAACGAGAGGCGACAGCUAAGGCGGGCCUCCGCCGUUGAAGAUGAAGCCUUCAAAUCCCGACCCACCAUUAGCGUCACCAAAGAAAUUGAACAGACUCUAGCUCGACCUCCUAUUCGAGAUAGCGAUACUGAUCUACCCGCCGAUCACGGUCUCAGCACAUGUCCUGCUCCGGCGUCUGAGACGAUGUGUUGAUUUGUUUCAUCAUUCUUUCCACUCACUCGCCGAGAGCUUAACUUACAUGAUUCUGAGCUCAAGCAUUAGUUAUUCGCAGUCGUUUGUUGAUGACCUUAUCGAUUUUUUUUAAACGGUAUUCCAAAUGGAAUAUUCUCUACGAGAUUCAUCUUCCAGUAUUCCGCAUUAUAAUAUACAUGUACACUAUUGUACACACGCCUAGAUCUUCCACUGUGCUUUUAUAAUCGACUGUUUCUUAUAGAAUCUUAAUCGUUGAAGUCUGUAGGUUUGCUAUACAUAUUUUUUUACUUCUAUUCAAUCAGGUUUCGAAAUUGUGAUUCACGUUUUAGUAUAUAUUUCGUGUAGCCUUCGGUAAGAAUAAUCUGUAAUGGAUUCAGCUUUAGAAGAUACCACGCAUCUGAGUAGUAAUCAUUUAUUCGCUGCAGUAGCAAAAAUAUUCUGAAACAUUACCUUUCGCCGAAAUCGGAAGUUGGAGUAAAUAUGAAUUUAUUACUUGAUACUGUUUAGUAUCUAGUAUAUACAUGCUUAACGAUCCUUUUGCGACCGUUUAGUUAGGUGAAUAUAUUUUAUUAGAUUUGCGAUUGUUAUACACGUAAUUUGAUAAUCGAAAUUAUUCUCAUCGUGUAUUUUGCAAUCAGUAGGUAAUUAGAUUAGAUUAGACUAGAUCUCAAAAGAGGACAUUUUGUUGGAUAUUUUGUCUGUAGUGCGUUUUCUAGAUGUGAUUUCGUGAAUCGAUCCUCUUCUAUGGUUCACGGUAGUUUAUUUCUCUCUCUUUCUUUCCUAGGCUCAUAAAACAAAACCGUCUAGUUUACCAAUGAUAGUUAUUGCUUCCAAUAAAUUGUUCUCUCACAGAUGUAGUGACAGGUUUUUUUUUAAAAACUUGGUGAUUUAUAUUUAAUAUUUCUUCACGUUUAUAUGGGAUGAAAAUACGUAUAUGUAUACAUAUAUCUAAAAUUUACAUGUGUAUUAUGAAUACCUUUACAUUUACGAUCGUAAAUUGUUUACGGGCGAUCUAUUAACUACUGUGUAUGUCCUUCAAUAGAGCUUAUUAGCUUAUUAUAGUAUUAGUAAAUUUGACCGAAGAUUUGAUUGAUGAAUUUGUAAUAAUUAAUUACUAAAAAUCGGAAAUUGUACAUAAUAAUAAUAAUAACAAAAAAGAUAAUAACAGGGGGGGGGGGGGGGGAGUUAUAGGUUUUGAAAAUUAAUUGACUAAUAUAGUGUGUCAGCUAUGACUUGUAAUUCGUACGUACCUUCACCUCAUAUACGUCGGAUAUAACUCAUCAGCUUCGUAAUUGAGAAUUUCAUUCGCAAUUCAAAGCUCUAAGCUUAUGCAAGUACACACUGUAAUAUUGCUCAAAGAAAAAAAAAAUAACCAAGAAAAUACGCAAACAAAUACAACAUAAUAA
Diprion similis is the source of this 7263-nucleotide messenger RNA. It is a transcript of the gene Trpm, whose product is annotated as transient receptor potential cation channel trpm. Lineage: Eukaryota; Metazoa; Arthropoda; Insecta; Hymenoptera; Diprionidae. Gene Ontology annotation, biological process: monoatomic cation transmembrane transport; protein tetramerization. Gene Ontology annotation, molecular function: monoatomic cation channel activity. Gene Ontology annotation, cellular component: membrane. The record is from RefSeq and is a predicted model, not a curated record. The coding region runs from base 803 to 5857 and encodes 1684 amino acids. The transcript has 22 exons.